Rattus rattus (black rat) is the source of this 955-nucleotide messenger RNA. RefSeq names its product four and a half LIM domains 5 (gene Fhl5). Gene Ontology annotation, cellular component: nucleus; Z disc. Gene Ontology annotation, molecular function: transcription coactivator activity. The transcript has 7 exons. Bases 194 to 955 code for a protein of 253 amino acids. The record is from RefSeq and is a predicted model, not a curated record. Gene Ontology annotation, biological process: positive regulation of transcription by RNA polymerase II. Lineage: Eukaryota; Metazoa; Chordata; Mammalia; Rodentia; Muridae.
CUAUCCUGAGUUAUUUUAUUCAAAUCCAACACUCAAGAGUUCUCACAUUUCCCAAUAAAGAACUGAUCGCGGCAAGAAAGAACAUCUCAUCUGCUGCUCUACAAAGAACUCCAAAGAUUUCUCAUUUUGAUGAAACUCAUGGAUGCAGCACAGUGGCAGAUAACUGGAAUUGCCUCUCUGGGAUACAAUUGAAAUGACAAGUACUCAAUUUGAUUGUCAAUAUUGCACAGCAUCCCUUCUUGGGAAGAAGUAUGUACUCAAGGAUGAUAAUCUAUACUGCAUCUCCUGCUACGAUCGUAUCUUUUCUAACUAUUGUGAGCAGUGUAAAGAACCAAUCGAAUCAGAUUCUAAGGAUCUUUGUUACAAAAACCGUCACUGGCAUGAAGGAUGCUUCAGGUGCAACAAAUGCCAUCACUCUUUGGUGGAAAAGCCUUUUGUUGCCAAGGAUGAGCGCCUGCUGUGCACAGACUGCUAUUCCAAUGAGUGUUCCUCCAAGUGCUUCCACUGCAAGAGAACCAUCAUGCCAGGUUCUCGGAAAAUGGAAUUUAAGGGCAAUUACUGGCAUGAAACCUGCUUUGUGUGUGAGCACUGCCGACAGCCAAUAGGAACCAAGCCUUUGAUCUCGAAAGAGAGUGGCAAUUAUUGUGUGCCCUGUUUUGAGAAGGAGUUUGCUCAUUACUGCAACUUCUGUAAGAAGGUGAUAACUUCUGGUGGGAUAACCUUCCGUGACCAGAUAUGGCAUAAAGAGUGCUUUCUGUGCAGCGGCUGCAGGAAAGAGCUUUAUGAGGAGGCAUUUAUGUCAAAGGAUGAUUUCCCAUUCUGCCUGGAUUGCUAUAACCAUCUCUAUGCUAAAAAGUGUGCAGCCUGCACCAAACCCAUCACUGCAACUUUUGAUUAUGAAAGAAAGCGAUAUAGUAUUCUACUAAAGAAGCAAAGUACACGAAACAUGGCUUGA